Molecule: messenger RNA, 1332 nt
Organism: Colletotrichum costaricense
Lineage: Eukaryota; Fungi; Ascomycota; Sordariomycetes; Glomerellales; Glomerellaceae
Exons: 1
Coding region: 1-1332 (443 amino acids)
Source: RefSeq, a predicted model, not a curated record
AUGUCUAUCAACCGGCUUCCUACCGAGACUCUAUUUCUUAUCUUUGGCCACCUUGUUGACGAACUCCCCCCCUUUCCAGGCGACGAUGUCAAAGUGCUAGAAUAUAGACAAGCGUCCUCGCGCUACAUGGGACAUUACCGGAGAUCCGUAGCCCUCGAAGAGCAUCUCAAUACCGAGGGCCCACGGAGUAGAGAGGAUAUACUCAGCCUGGCUCGGGUCAACGGCCGAUUUUACGAUAUCUGUGCUGAGCUUCUCUACAGACGUAUCAUCGUCACGGAUGGCAAGGGGUUUAGAAACUCACGCAAGCUACAAACCACACUGACGUCAUCAGGAGCCGAGCUCCAGAAAAGGGUUAUGCAACUGCGUAUAGGCUAUGAUCACGACUACGAUAUGAGGCUAAGUGUGCCACCAGUACUCUUUGAUCCCUCCGGAUUGACCCGACUGAGGACUCUAGAGCUCUCCGGGGACGUAGGAGGCUGUAGGCGGCGAUAUCAACGGUCCCUAGCACACUGGUUCAGUGCCAUCCCCAAGCUUCCGGGUCUCGAGCGUCUCGUGUUGAGAUGCCUGAGCUGUGUGGUCUACGACUUCAUGGAGGCCAGUAUACCCGCCUUGCCGCGGGUCACGGAUCUGUGUCUUUACGGCUGCGAUUUUUCCACAGGCAGCUUCUGUACACAAAAGGACUUCUUUCUAUGCUUCCCGGCGCUGCGUACCCUUACCAUCGGAGCGAGAUGGAAAACGGGGCUCCCGAACGACGCUCACGCCUUUGCGCCGUUUGCAGACACGUUGGAGGCGUUUACUUGGUACGAUAUGGGAGCCUCGUCGCCCUGGCCGACGAGGGAUCUCUCAAUAUUGGCGUACCCUCUACAGGCGCGGGGGCUCAGGGCGGUAAAGCACCUCAAGGUGACGAGUCUGCUCGAGCUCAUGUGCGGCGAAACGGACGGCUGCGCGGCUGGAAAGACUGUUGAGACGAUUGAGCUUCUCGAUGGCAUCUUUGACCUUGAACAUGUGCCUCAGCUGCUGACGAAAGAUGGGAGAUGGAACGGACUUGAUGAAUCUUCUUCGCCGGAGUCUUCGCCAUAUUAUUCUUCGUCUUCACUAAGCUCGGAGAAGACGAUUUCGGAAGAGAUGGAGAUGCUGCUCAAGUUCCUGUUCAGACAAUGUCGGGAUGUGUAUAGGCAGGUCAGAGUUCUUGACAUUCGGGUCAUUGAUGAUAAUGAUGACACGUAUAGAACGGACGAAGAGAGAGACUUCUUGCGCAAGCUUGCACUGGAUUAUGUCGGGAUUUUCAAAGAGGAACUUGACGUCGUCUUGUUGCAGGGUUUGUCUGGUUAA